CUUGGCGCUUGCCCGCAUUCGAAAGGCCUUCCCGUGGCGCCGGCCGCAGCGCGCUGCAGGCAUCCGAGCCUGGCGAUGGGGGCGAGCGGUGUGCCUGGCGCCUUUGUCAGUUCUUCAGCAAGUUUAGAUGAUUGUUUUUCUUCCCUAAGGGAUCUGCGUGCUGUUCAGCGCUUCAGGCCGGAGCUGCGGUAGAGGCCGCGAGGGAUGCCGAGCUGCGACUUGGCAAACUGAAACAUGACUGAUACAGAUGAAUCCCAUGCUUCUGGCUGUGAUUACCCUGAUGCCCAAGAGCUGCUCAGCCAUCAGCAGAGGGAGCCAUCUGAGGUGUAUUCAUGGCAAAGGAAUACAGGAACACAGCGUUCGGAGUCAAGGCAGAAAGCGGCUGCUCUUGGGGAGUCUUCAGAUCAUCCUAACAGCAUGUCUAAAUCAUCAGCAGCUUCAGCUGAGGUUUUACUGAUUAGCAGUGAUUCAGAAACUGAUGCCUCUGCUUCUUACCCUGAGUGCUCCAUUGCACCUUCAAAGCAGAAAAGGAGAUCUCAAUCUUCAAGGCAACAAGCUGAAUCUGUUACAGGAGUACCUGGCAAUGAAAGCUCCUCAGAUUCUUCUCUGUCUCCCCAAAGUCCAGCGAAAUCAUUGGAAGGUUCCAAGCAGCAGAAGUCAAAACUCAAUUUGAAGGCCAUUUUUGCAUAUCACUUCAGAGGAAAGAAGUUCAAAGCCGCUGCACACCGAAAAUACAAAAUUCACUCAAAGAAGAAAAAGAAAAAGUAUGAGAGCACACAGAUGCCCACAGGGAGGCCCCCACUGACAGCCUCGCCUCAGGAACAAAAAAGGAGGCUUUUGGACAGAGGUUUUCAAUUCCCUUUUGUUGAAGAACAUUAUGGGAAGAAACAUAUUCCCUUAAAGAUGGUUCUUGGCUAUGAGCAGGCAGCUGCAAAGGGAUUUUUCAAAUAUAUUGAAGUGCUUAAAUAUGAGGAGCAUCUUAAAAAAGCUUUAAAAGCCCUUCAGGCCAGUGAUGACUUAGAAAAAGAGUGUGUGGUGUUACGGAAACACAAAUACUUAGAUGACGAAGGCCCCAUUUCCCCUAUUCAGGAGACAGAUGAUGAUGAGGACAACUUGAAUUCUGAUACUCAGGAACAACUUGAUGCCAGAGUAGUGGAGAACAGCUCUUUCAUUCUAAGUAGCACAAUUCCCAGUAAAAAAAAGUCAAAGCCAGGAGGAAAACGUGCAAAACCACCUGAAGUGAUUGAAAUAGUGGAUGAAGAAGAUGGUGCUGAAGACAACUCGGUGCCUCUGCAAGGCUCACCUCGGUGAAAAGCAGAUGAACAAAUGAGGUGGCAGUGGUUGUUCUUCAAAUGCCUCUUUCAUGAACCUCUUUGGUUUAAAACAUUGGUCUGGAGUCAGUUUUGAGCUCUCCACACAGCUGCCUUGGCACGUUUGCCUUACUUUUAUGUUGCUUUUGGAAGAUGAAAUACUUCUUGGUUUUCUUGCUGCACAAGGUAGAGAACUGCACUAGGAAGCACAUCGGGUUGUUUGAGGAGGGUAUGUGAGAUUCUGGACUCCUCACCACAAUUACCUCGGUUCAAGCUACCUGUCUCUAGAACUGGAAGCGUUGGUAACUGUCAGUUUCCUCUACUGCUAACAGGCUGUUUGCUGACCUUCUGAUUCAGGAAUCCAUUACUUGGGUGGACAUCUGUGCAACAUGGUGUAGCAAAAGAGGGGCAUUCCUGUGAUGUGUGGAACAGAUUGGAAAACCUCUACACAAGUGAAGUGCACCUGAAGUCCAGUCUGAACUAGCAUCUUGGUCCUUAGAGAAAGUCAAGGAAGAAAUACAGGAUGCCAUUUCACAGAAGUCUGAAGCUGAUUUGAGGGUGCCUGAUGAUACAGAACAGAGUGAAAUGCCCUGAGUUAAAAAAAUGGAAGCAACCUGUUUGACAGUUCCUAGGGACUGCUGCCAAGUUGCUGUGUGUCAGAGGGGGAUGAGAAACACCACGUGGGAGCUACAAAAAUCCUGGUGAUGUUGCUUGCUGCAAGCCUGCUGCAAAGAACUGCACAGCUGUUCCAAAUGAAGAACCUUCUCUAGAGUGUUCAUUGUAGUUUUUUUGGAAUUAAACAUUCAUUUUAAUGGUAGUACAUGUUGUGAUUUGCCCUCCUGGAAGCUGUGGUGAAAGUGCCUGUUGAGUGUUGUAGAAGCCCCAGCUAAACUGAGAGUAUAGAGGUGACUGGAAGUGGCUUUAUCAGGUCUUUUCCCUCACUUCCCCAUCACUGAACUCACCUGUAACAAAACCCUCCUUAUUCUGUACAGAAUAUCACAGCAUUUAUAUAAAACUGGGGGCUCUGUAUUGCA
Molecule: messenger RNA, 2344 nt
Organism: Cyanistes caeruleus (blue tit)
Lineage: Eukaryota; Metazoa; Chordata; Aves; Passeriformes; Paridae
Source: RefSeq, a predicted model, not a curated record